Fusarium proliferatum ET1 is the source of this 513-nucleotide messenger RNA. RefSeq lists its product as uncharacterized. Gene Ontology annotation, molecular function: nascent polypeptide-associated complex binding. The transcript is spliced from 3 exons. The coding region runs from base 1 to 513 and encodes 170 amino acids. The record is from RefSeq and is a predicted model, not a curated record. Gene Ontology annotation, cellular component: mitochondrial outer membrane. NCBI's taxonomy places the organism in Eukaryota, Fungi, Ascomycota, Sordariomycetes, Hypocreales, Nectriaceae.
AUGUCUUACGCCGACGUUGCUGCCAGUGGCCCCAAGCAGAGCCCCGAGGAGGCUGCUGCCCCUCAACCUCCUCAGGUCAUCACUGACGAGUCCGCCUCCACCGCCUCUUUGGUCGAUGUUGAUAUGCCUAGCGUGCACACUGUCCCCAACGACUUCCUUGAGCAGGAGAUCAAGACAGAGACCCAGGCUGCUCGCGUAGAGCGAGAAGAGGAGGCGCGCGAGGAGAAGCGAAAGCGUAACGAGGCUGCCGCCAAGGCCAAGAGCGCCGACAACUGGCUCAUCCAACAAUUUUCUCGCCUGUCAGACGGAAGUGCUACUGGCCUCGUUAUUGCCAACUUUGCUACCGUCGUUGGUCUGGGAGCAUACCUUGGCUACAAGGGUUGGGGUCUCUACGAGAAGGGCAAACUUGACUGGAAGGCCGUCACUCUCGGUGCUGGGAUCCUCGCUGGUGUGACAGCUGCCGAGGGUGCUGUUGGACGAUAUCUGUACAAGGGCAAGAAGGGCGGCAACUAA